Molecule: messenger RNA, 694 nt
Organism: Drosophila ananassae
Lineage: Eukaryota; Metazoa; Arthropoda; Insecta; Diptera; Drosophilidae
Gene: Sws1
Exons: 2
Coding region: 155-694 (179 amino acids)
Source: RefSeq, a predicted model, not a curated record
UGCGAUAGUUCUAGGUUCUCCAGAAAAUAUACCAGUCAUAGGAAGGUUGCCAGACCUGGCACCAAAUCAGCUGAUGGCGUCAAAACAGCUUUUUGGCGCUCUUAAAAAUUAUUAUGUUUAUUAAUUGUGGUAAAUUGUGUUAAAUAUGCACUGAAUGGAUAACCAACCGGAAAAAAUUACCAACUGCUUUUUGCCCCAACUUGUGGAUCAAAUCUUUGACAAUCUUCAAAGGAAAGUGGCAAUUACUACUCCAACCAAAGAAACCCGGAGUCAAUUUUUUUACGAUUUAAGUGUCUUGCUUGGAGAAGAGUUGGUGAGACGUACACUUCAACUGUUGGACGUGUAUAGAUUUACAUAUUAUUAUGCCAAACACAGACAAAAUCAGUGCGUGGUAGAGCUCUACAAGGGAACAGAAUACUUUCGGUUACUGCCAAAGAUCAAUUAUUGCAAGUGCGAUUUCUUCCAGAGUUAUGUUCUUCAGCUGCCCACAGGACUACUUUACCCGGACAUACCUACUAGCCAAGAGUUUGAAUUAGCCGGUUGGAACGAGGUCAGUAGGCAGUCCUACACAUGCCAGCACGUUCUGGGAUUACGCUUGCAACAGUUACUCAAACUAAGUGACCAGAAAGUUAACGAAAAGAUUCUUUAUCCGGCGGAAUUUCGAGAGAUUUACCUUUCUAUAUUUGAGGACUAG